Messenger RNA from Bufo bufo (common toad), 7435 nucleotides. It is a transcript of the gene HDAC5, whose product is annotated as histone deacetylase 5. Gene Ontology annotation, biological process: negative regulation of transcription by RNA polymerase II; chromatin organization. Gene Ontology annotation, cellular component: histone deacetylase complex. Gene Ontology annotation, molecular function: histone deacetylase activity. The coding region runs from base 621 to 3770 and encodes 1049 amino acids. The record is from RefSeq and is a predicted model, not a curated record. NCBI's taxonomy places the organism in Eukaryota, Metazoa, Chordata, Amphibia, Anura, Bufonidae. The transcript has 28 exons.
UUGUUGUUGGUAGAGAGACUGCAAAGAAGGGAAGGGAGAGACAGCCGGAGAGAGACGGCAAGUGAGUGAGGGGCAAUGAGGAUGAGGACGGACAGAGAGGCAGCCUGAGAGUGACGGGCUGAUGCCGAGCUACGUGAGAGCCUGAUGUAGGUGACUAUGGACACUCCCUCUAAGAAGACAGCAGAGGAGACGGGAGAGACAGAGUGACUGAAGAGACAGCAAGAGCAGCCAUCCAGCCUAGAGACACCCCAUUCAUAGAACCUAGUGAAUGAGAGAUACCCCGAGCCUCAGACAUCCCAUCCCCUCGUCAGUUGAAGAAAUUUGUAAGAAGUAAAGGACAUCUUGGACAACAAAAGGAUCAGAGGCAACACUUUUUUUUCCUGGUGGACUGGAAGGGCUUUGGUCCUGAGGAGAGAUCCUGGGAGCCUUUGGAGAACAUUGAUGCCCGAGGUUCAUCUAAAGAAGUUUUAAAAAAAGUCUAGUCCAAAGAAGAGGGGGCAUGGGCAGCAGAAACUGAGUGAUGUGCCCAUUGGACUGAUUCCUUGAGCAGUCUCCUCUUUGUUUCCACCUGAAAGAAGUCCUGGGCAUUGAAGAUCCAGGGUGGGGGUCUGUCCCUCUACAUGUCUGUCCAACCAGUGGACAUCGGAAUGAACCUUCCAACCCAGUCUGAUGGUGUUAAGGGGCGAGAGCCAGCGUUGGAGCUCCUCAGCCGGGCACAGGGGCAUGCGAUGCCCGCUGCAGCAGUGGAGGUUACCCCUCUGCUUUCUGCAACAGUGCCCUCUCCAAACAGCCUCCCCCCAAGUCCCGGGGAGUUGACACAAGAGUCUCGGGCAACAAGUGGUCCCGGAGUGCCAAUGGACACCUUGAGUCGGGAGCAGCAGCUUCAGCAGCAACUUCUUCUCCUGAAACAACAACAGCAACUUCAGAAACAACUUCUUUUUGCCGAAUUCCAAAAACAACAUGAAAAUCUGACAAGACAGCAUGAGGUCCAGAUCCAGAAACACCUCAAGCAACAGCAGGAGAUCCUGGCGGCCAAGAGACAACAAGAGUUGGAGCAACAGAGGAAAAGAGAGAGGCAGAGACAGGAGGAAGCUGAGAAGCAGAGGCUGGAACAGCAACUUCUUAUACUGAGGAACAAGGAGAAGAGCAAAGAAAGUGCCAUAGCCAGCACAGAAGUAAAGCUGAAGCUUCAGGAAUUUCUGCUCAGCAAAUCUAAGGAGGUACCAGGCAGUGCGAACCAUUCCAUCUUACAGCACCCCAAAUGUUGGGGAACUCAUCAUACCUCACUGGACCACAGUUCCCCACCUCAGGCUGGGUCUCCAGCUACACCUCCUUCAUACAAGAUGCCUCUUCUGGGAACCUGUGAUGGCCGAGAUGACUUUCCCCUCCGCAAGACUGCUUCGGAACCAAAUUUGAAGGUUCGCUCACGGUUAAAGCAGAAGGUUGCAGAAAGGCGCAGUAGUCCUCUUCUCCGUAGGAAGGAUGGAACCGUCAUCAGUGCUUUCAAAAAGAGGGCUAUUGAAAUUCAGGUUUCUUCUGUAUGUAAUAGUGCCCCCGGAUCAGGACCUAGCUCUCCAAACAGCUCGAAUAGUGCCAUCUGUGAGAAUGGGCUGACAGGGAGCGUGCCCAAUAUUCCCAGUGAGAUGCUUCCUCAGCAGAGAGUUCUCACCCUCGAUGGAACAGGAGGGCCACUGGGGCUAUACACAUCUCCCUCACUACCCAAUAUCUGUCUGCAGGGAAGUGCCAGCAACCUCAGUGGCCAGUUCACCCCUCAGGAGGGAGCAGAGCGCCAAAGUCUACGACCUGGUGGACCUUUCCUCAACACCAGCUCGCUCUCCACACUGGAUGGAGGGGAGAUAACUCUGGGGGCUCCUUCUCUCCUGCAGCAUGUACUGUUAUUGGAGCAAGCCAGGCAACAGAGUGCCCUUAUAACAGUUCCACUCCAUGGCCAGUCACCCCUGGUGGGGGGAGAACGUGUGUCCACUUCCCUUCGAACAGUUACAAAGGGCCCACGACAUCGUCCCUUGAGCCGCACACAGUCCUCCCCUCUCCCACAAAGCCCCCAAGCUCUCCAACAACUGGUCCUUCAACACCAGCACUAUCUUGACCAACAACAGCUCAGCAAAACCGUGGAAGGAAUACGCCAGCCACCGACCCAUCCUGAAGAAACAGAGGAGGAAUUGACAGAACAAGAUAGUGGUGAGAGGUGUCGGGCCAUCUUCACCCUGGAUGGAGGAACAGAGAGUGAAGAGACACAAGAAGAGGAAGAAGGAGUGGAGGAUGAGGAUGAUGAUAGUGAGGGACGGACCAAUGGUUCAGAAAAUGCAUUUAAAAAGAUGUUCCCAGACUCCCCUUCUCUGUAUCAGGGUUCUCUUCCUCAUUCAGCUUUAAGUCGCACACAGUCCUCUCCUGCAGCUCCUCUCACCGCCCUCAGCUCCGAGCCACGACGCAGAGUUCUCAGCACCACAGGUUUAGUCUACGACACUCUGAUGCUCAAACACCAGUGUACGUGUGGGGAUACCAAUAACCACCCAGAACAUGCUGGGAGAAUACAGAGUAUCUGGUCCCGUCUACAGGAGACUGGUCUACUCAGCAAAUGCCAGCGCGUGCGGGGCAGGAAGGCCACGCUGGACGAGAUUCAAACUGUACAUACAGAGCACCACACCCUCCUGUAUGGGACCAGCCCGCAAAGCCGCCACAAACUGGAGAGCAAGAACCUACUGGGGCCACUCUCCCAGAAGAUGUAUGCAGUGCUCCCCUGUGGUGGCAUCGGGGUGGAUAGUGACACAGUAUGGAAUGAGCUCCAUUCUCCUGCUGCAGUCAGAACAGCUGUAGGAUCUUUGCUUGAGAUGACAUUUAAAGUAGCAUCUGGAGAACUGAAGAAUGGAUUUGCAGUAAUCCGUCCACCUGGACACCAUGCAGAAGAGUCCGUUGCCAUGGGUUUCUGUUUUUUCAACUCUGUAGCCAUUGCUGCCAAACUUCUCCGUCAAAAGAUGAACAUCGGUCGUAUCCUUAUAGUUGACUGGGAUAUUCACCAUGGCAAUGGAACCCAACAAGCCUUUUACAGUGACCCCAAUGUCCUGUAUGUGUCUCUCCACCGUUACGAUGACGGGAACUUUUUCCCUGGCAGCGGCUCUCCAGAAGAGGUGGGUGCCGGCAGUGGAGUUGGAUUUAAUGUGAACAUUGCAUGGACAGGAGGAGUGGAGCCACCUCUGGGGGAUGCUGAGUACCUGGCUGCUUUUAGGUUGGUGGUCAUGCCUAUUGCUCAGGAGUUCAAUCCAGACCUUGUCCUUGUCUCUGCUGGGUUUGAUGCAGUGGAGGGUCACCAAAGCCCACUUGGCGGCUACUCUGUUACAGCAAAAUGUUUUGGACACCUCACUACACAGUUGAUGUCUCUGGCGAGUGGUAAGGUUGUCAUGGCUUUAGAAGGAGGACACAACCUAACUGCCAUCUGUGAUGCCUCUGAGGCUUGUGUGUCUGCACUUCUGGGCAUGGAGCCUGCACCAUUUGAUAACAGUGUCAUGCAGCAGAGACCCAACGCCAACGCAGUGACCACUCUAGAGAGAGUCAUCACUAUCCAGAGCAAGCAUUGGAGCUCCUUAAAAAACAUUGCUCUCAGCCACUCCAUCUUGGAAGCACAACGAGGUGAGGUGGAGGAGGCAGAAACUGUUAGCGCCUUGGCAUCAUUAUCCGUAGAUACAGAGCAAAGCAAUACAGACUGUAUCUCCAGACCAUUGGAAGAGCCCAUGGAAGAUGAGCCGGUGGCCUAAUCCCCUUCUUGGGGACUCCACACAUCACAAUCCUUUUUUUAUUUUCCUUUCUUAGUUUUUGUUAUGGUGAUCGGUUUAUUUUUUCUAUUAAAACCAAGAAACAGACAAAAAAAAAAAAAGAAAGAAAAAAAAAAAAAAAACGCCAGAAAACUCAAUGGGUCAGAUGUCAUGUGUCCCAGUGGGCAAGACUAGCACACGCUCCCUCCCUAUCCUCGGGACCCCUCACUUACACACCAUGCUCAGUCUGGUCUCCUCACUAAAUGCUACUGCCAAUGUCUCAUUGAUCUGUGCCUCGUACAUCACCAAUGCACGCAUAAGGUCCCUUUAAUUGUGCCACAAAUCUCAGAGUGUACCCAUCACCUAUCCAGUCAGCCAUGUUGUUGUCCGAACUGACUGAGGACUAGGAGCCAAGGAAGCAGCUUGAUGAAUAUUGUUUGCCUCACAAAAUGGUUACUUCCAAUGGGUUCAGGCAACAUAUGCACUUUAUUGACCCCCCCAUUCAGUUCUGACAUUUAUUCUAUCAAAACAAAAAAAAGGGAUACUAUUUUUUGUAGACUCCUGAAAAUCCCCAUUUGCGAGAGUACCAAUAUAUAAAAUGAGCUUCCUCAGGGUUUGGAGAUAUUGCUUCUUAAACACAGGUAUUCCUAACCUUAAAGGGGUUGGCCAGUUUCCUAUAUCGUGGACUUAUCCUGAGGAUAGGUCAUCAAUAUAGGAAACUGGCCAAACCCUUUAAAUGUGAAGGUACACGUGAAUGAAUAAAAACUGACUGCGAUAAAUAUGAGAGCCUAUAGGCCUCAUCUGGACAGACAAAAUGCUGCCUUGUUGACCAUAGCAACCAAUGACAUUUCAGCUUUCAUUUUCUAACCUGCACUGGGAAAAUGUAAGCUGAAAUCCCAUUGGUUGCUAUGGGCAACAGCUGCUCUGCACCAGUUUAUAUAAAUGAGACCUAUCUUGUAGAUUGGGAUUUAUAAUACUGGCGUAUGUGGAUGCGUGGAAGUCGUUCAGGACAGUCUUUAGUUGCUUUUUUUUAUGUCAAGAAUAGCAUACACUGCAGCACUGUUCUUGCCAUGGAAAUGCAUUAAAAGAUCUAUUAGAAGUCAAUUGGAUCCAUCAGAGUUUGUUCAGAACCAUGUGGAAAUGGAUCCAGCAGAAGUGUCAUGACUGCUACGUUGGAUUCACACACUGGGGAAGAUUUAUCAAAACUGGUGUAAAGGAAAACUGACUUGGUUGCCCAUAGCAACCAAUCAGACUCCACCUUUCAUUUUUCACAGCCUUUUUGGAAUUUGAAAGGUGGAAUCUGAUUGGUUGCUAUGGGCAACUAGGCCAGUUUUCCGUUAUACCAGUUUUGAUGAAUCUCCCCCACAGUGUGUUUUGUGGCAUUUCCUUGGAUUUUUAUGGGUCAGAAAAACUGCAGCUUUAAAGGCUAUGGACACCUUUGGUGCCAAUUCUUUUAUCAUUGCAUUUUAUUCAUUUUGAGCUAAAAUCAUAUAUAUUUUUUCAGUUGGGCUUUAUUGUAAAAAAAAUUUCCACUACAGUUUUCAGUUUCAGUGCAUUUAAAGACCAUCGCUUUCUGCCUCACACUGAAUCUGUCAAGGAGCUUCUCCAACCGAUCUAUCUGUAGCCUUUAUCUCUGAACUCCUGACUGAUUAUAAACAUUCAUUAUAGAUAAAUGCUUUUCAGGCCUCAUGCACACGACCGCACCGUCUGCAAAACACAGAUACCGGCCGUGUGCGUUCUGGACUUUGCAGAACGGAAGGUCUGGCCCUCAAUAGACCAGUCCGUGAUACAGACAAGAAUAGGAUAUGUUCUAUUUUUUUUUUUUUUUGCAGGCCCGCAGAACGGAGGUACAUAUGCGGCCAGCACAUCGAAAGCUGUCCGCCCUAUUAAACUGAAUGGGUCCGCAUCUGAGCUGCAAAAAAAUGCGGCUCGGAUGCGGACCCAAACCACGUUCGUGUGCAUGAGGCCUCAGACUCAUAAGAAUAUGGCUUAAUUAAGUGUUUAUGAGCUGUUAGGAGUUCAGCGAUAAGGGCUAUGGAUCGAGCAGUCACAGCAGCUCCUUGACGGAUUCUUUGUAAAGAGUGCCAUAGUCUGUAAAUGCACUGAAACUGAACGUAAAUUAAUAAAGACCUAUUGGAUAAAAGGAUUUUUUGCCCAAAACGUGUAAAAUGCAAUAAGAAAGUUUUUUUAAAUGCUGAAAAAAGCUUGUCAGAUCAGGCGCUAACUAAGCCUGAGACGUAACGACUAAAUUUCUGACUACUUACCUGUGUUUAUGGAGAAUAUCCUUCAAACCUAUUCCUUAAAUGGUUGUCCCACAAUUAUUAUAUUAAACGCCUGACUUGUGGGGGGAAGGGGGCUCCAGCUUUUGGGCAGCCCAGUUAUUUGGGGGAACAUGCCGUUUUUGAUCAUCAGUGGGAUUGGAAACCACUUGCUUUUGGGCUUGGUAAAAGACUGAAAAUUCUAGUCUGAGAUAUCUUCUUUAAAGGGCAGAUUUGUACCAACAAAACUGGCUGUCCUCUGUUGCAUGUGUGUUUGGCAGCUGAGGGCAGUCAGUGCAGUUGACCCUCCAGAGCAGAAUGCCAUAUUUACCCCCCCCCCCCCCCCAAAAAAAAUGCCCUAACAAGACAAUCCCUUUUACAGACAAGUUCAACAUGAAAAAACUCCCCAUUGGACGCCAAGCCCUAGAGGACAUGACAAUAAGUGUCCCUCUACAUGUAUGUGUAUGUGUGUAUAUGUGCAUCUUACUCAUUAACCAUGUCAUUGUCCCAGGGUUGGUAUGUGCGUGUCUGUUAAUGUGAACGUAUACACACAGCUCAUACAGCUAUUCAAUUGGAGAAGUUUUAUCCUGCCAAGGACCAAAUUGAAAGAAUUGUGGGGAUUGAAGGGUUUCACUUUUGCAAUCUUUGAGAUAUUUAUUGCUUCCCCCCCCCCCCCUUUAAUUCAUAUAUUAUGUUAAUAAUGAAACUCUUUGACUGCUAUGCAAGUCAGCCCUCUAUAAGACAAUGAUGUAGCCGUCAGGUGUAGAGAAUCCAGUUCCGCUAGGGGAUGCCAAGCUCUGAUUGGAAUUUUUGGCCUUUUGGCUUCACACUACACACUUCUAUGGACAACCGGGUUUAUAUUUAAUAUGUUGAGAUCUAUUUCUUUGACAUUUCCUAGAAUGGAAACACUACUGAUUCAAUAAAUGUAUAGAGCGUUAGUGCAGCCAUUCUGCAGGUUGAGCCAGCGAACCAACAUCAAAGCCAAACCGCAGUCCAGUAACAUUAUAAAUCCAUUAUUCAAUAUGACGUACCCUAGCAGAAUUUGUAUUUCUGCUUGCAUGUUGCUUAGCAACCACUUGACUUUCCUGUCAAAAAUUAUAAAUUUAGCGGAGCACUACAAACUAUCCCUCUUCUUUUGUCAAAUAUUUUUCUAUGGACAGUUACAGGUUUUCCCAUUAACAACAUUUCUCACCUAUCCAUAGGAUUGACAGAGAUAGCUGAGCAACGCCCCCAUUAGUCCCAUAGAUGUGAAUGAAGCGGUAGUCACGCAGGCACAACACUGGACCAUUCACACAGGGAAUUAAAGAUUCCUAUUUUCAUGACAGGUGGGGAUUCCAGCAGUCGGACCACCAGCAACCAUAAACUUCUCACCUAUCCUGUGCAUAGGUGAUAAAUGUUAUUAAUGGGAAA